UUCUGCAUUAUGAAAGAACCAAACUUGCUGAUCAGACGAGCAGGAAUCAAGAAAUGCUUCAAAGAAAUUCCAUCAAUCAACGAGCAAGAGCGUGUACUUAUUCUAAGUAGUCUUUGGAACAUUGCCAUGACUCAACCCGAAGAUCCAGAGUUUCCUUCCCUAGGUAUUUUCAAAUGCAUGGUAAGCUUGCUCCAUAAGAGCAUCAACGAUAAACCAUGGCUUCUUGAUGGCCAAAACGUAUAUAUACCAUAUUAUGCAGCCCAUAUCGUGGGAUCCUACACCAUGAACAGAUUCGAGUUUGCAGAAAAAGCUGUGGAAUCUGGUGUUAUUCUGCCAUUGUUGGAUCUUAUGAGAGGAAAGAUGAGUUGGUUGGAGCAAAGGGUUGCAGUUAGAGCACUUGGACACCUAGCAAGCUACGACAGUACAUUUGAAGCUGUUGCGGUUUAUGAAGAAGAGGUAGUGAAGCUAGCCAUGGGCCUAGCCUCUAGCUGUGGUGAGGUAGUCUAUAACGAGUUUGUGGCCCUUAAGGAUGAGAACAAGAGGGUGGAAUAUCAUAAAAACUUGAUCACUAGAGGGGCUGGAGGGUUAGAGAUGGAGAAUAGAAAGGCUGAGGAAUGGGCUAGCCAAAUACAGUGCUGGUCUCUACACCUACUAAAUUGCUUUGCCAUUAGAGGUAGGUCCAUAGAUCUUAUCUGUAAUAAAGAGUUCUUGAAGGACUUGAGUUCAAUGUGGGGUGGCUAUGUGAAUCACACAUCACCUGCUGGGGUCGGGAUGAUAAGGAUCUUGUGUUAUACUCGAGUUGGAAGAACAAGAGUUUCAGAAUCUAAAGAAGUUAUCGAGAGUAUCUGCAACCUCUCAAGGUCUUCGGACGAUUGGCAGUAUAUGGGGAUCGACUGUCUUCUAUUACUUCUCCAUGACCUGAACACGAGGUACAAAGUUCUUGAAAUUGUAUCUUUUUAUUUGUUUGAUUUGGUUGAGCUCAGGAAACUAGGAGAAAGGUCAAAGCUAGGCCAGAAAAUCACAAGGGCACUGCUCAUUGACUUCAAGAAUAGGAAAUCAAGAAUCAAGAACCCUGAAGUUGAAAGAAGACUAAAAGAAAUUUGGGUUUCAAAAGUUGAUAGGAACAGGAGAGAAAUAUUGAUGUCUGAUGAGAAACUAGAAGAGAAAAGAGUGCUGGUGAGUCUAAUAAAACAAGCAGCGAAUCAUAGCUUUUGGUUAGGAGAGAUAGAAACUGCAGUGGUGAAAUACACAGAAGGUAUAAAACUGUGUCCAACAAGACUAAGGAAAGAAAGGAUUGUGCUUCACAGUAAUAGAGCUCAGUGUUACUUGCUUCUUAAUAAUCCAGAUGCUGCCAUUAGUGACACUACCCGAGCUCUUUCCAUCUCAAAUCCAGCAAAUUCUCAUGCCAAGAGCCUGUGGAGAAGAUCUCAGGCUUACUACAUAAAAGGGAUGGCUAAAGAGAGUUUGAUGGACUGUUUGAUGUUCAUCAAAGCUUUUGUUACUGCUGACAAGAAAAAACAUGCAAAAAUCCCUUACUAUGCAGUGCAUAUGAUCAGAAAGCUGAUGGAUUCCACAUGGUUUUUCGCAUCUGCCAAGUCGAAGUUAUCAAACAAUUGUACCAGUAAUCUUGAUGCAAGCUCAUCUAGCGAUCCUGGAAGAAGUAAGGAAGAGCUCACAAACGAUGAACUGCUGAUAAGGAGGGCGAUCAAUGAGAACAAGCAUUUGAUGUCAGGAUUAUAUACCAUUUUAGAAGAACCUGUGAUCAGAAAAGUUAGCCAAGCUACCAGGAGAAAGGUGUAUAGAUAUCGAAGGAGAAAGAACACUUCCAUGGCUCGAUCAAUAUAACAAAUACUUAGGUAUGUAUCAGAAGUUUAGGCAAACAUCGGUUUUACCCGUUUCCCA
Molecule: messenger RNA, 1902 nt
Organism: Cynara cardunculus var. scolymus (artichoke)
Lineage: Eukaryota; Viridiplantae; Streptophyta; Magnoliopsida; Asterales; Asteraceae
Exons: 2
Coding region: 10-1845 (611 amino acids)
Molecular function (GO): protein binding
Source: RefSeq, a predicted model, not a curated record